UAAAACUGAAAUCAAGGAGAAGGGUGGGGGCCGUACUUAGGUUACUUUUUUUUUUAAUAUGUUUGGGAUUCUGUUGUUUAGUUAAAACCUCAACAGCUGGUCUGGUCUGGUCCAUUGUGGUGUGGGGUCGGGUCAAUCUCUUCGCUUUUAUUAGUACUACAACCACAGAAGAUCUUCUCUUCAUUUUCUUUUCCCGCUUCUUCUUCAUUUCUUGAAUUUCACAGCCACUCACCAUGGAUCAUAUGGGGAAGAUGAAUGAGAGAUACUGUCCUCCCAUGGCCAUGGACAUCAUCAAAGAAGGAAAACCCAUCUCUAAAUUCCAGCAGCAGCAGCAGGAAUCUCCAGUUUCUAAUUUCAUCAACAGUCUUUCUCCCAUCAACACACUUCAAUCCAUUCGUAUUAGUCAAGCAUUCAAUUUCGCUUUGGUUUCUCCCAUCUUUCCUUCACCUCCUCCUAAGAACGGAACUCAAAACUCGAAAACUCAAUUCUGUAAUCAAUCGAAACCUCAGUUUUCAUCUGAAGAAGGUAAUCAUGAUCAAUUUACAUUUGAAUCACCAUACGAGAUAGAACAGACCAAUCACCAUCAAGAAGAAACCAGUAGUACCGUCAUUUGUGUCAGUCAAACAGAAACAGAGCAGCAAUUCGUUAAUGAAUCUAUUAUGGAUGACAUACAACGCAGUGUCAGUAGACGUUGCCUCGUAUUUGAUAUGACCGGAGGAGCCGGAGUUCAUGACGAUCCGUUGUUUGUUAAUCGGAAUGAUUCUAUUUCUAAUUCGUCUCUUCACAUCAUACCCGGAAUCGGUUUAUACCUAAAUGAUCUCCCAAGAACUGAAAACGAAGAACAACUAAGGGGUCCUCUUCUUAAUCAGCUGAAAAAUAAGAGGCGUAGGCGAGAAAAAAAGGAAGAAACGGACGGCUGCAAACGAUGUAGAUGUAAGAAAUCAAAAUGUCUGAAACUUUACUGCGAAUGUUUUGCGGCGGGUGUGUACUGUAGCGAGCCUUGUGCUUGUCAAGAAUGCUUUAACCAAGCUAUUCACGAGAGUAUUGUUCUUGAAACGCGAAAACAGAUUGAAUCUCGAAAUCCACUAGCAUUUGCUCCUAAAGUGACCACAUCAGUUGAUUCUCUUGUUCUUUCUAAUGGGGAUCAUCAUCAAUAUUCUGUUAAGACUCCAGCCUCAGCUAGACGACAUAAGACUGGAUGUAACUGCAAGAAAUCGGGUUGUCUGAAGAAAUACUGUGAAUGCUUUCAGAGUGGAGUUGGAUGCUCCUUCAAUUGCAGAUGUGAAGGAUGCAAGAAUGUGUUUGGUGGUAGAAAGGAAGGAUACAUAGAAACUGAGUUCAUAGAAGAAGAAAUCAUGAUACCCAAACAACAACAAAUUCGAACAUCCGAAUCUUCAAAUUUUCUUGGCAGCCAGAGUUUCUUGAUGCCAAACAUUAUCCAUCAUCACCACCACCAUCAUCCAUUUUUGUUCGAGAAACAAUUGCAGACAGUUGAUGAAGUUGUAAUGCCCGACAUUCUGAAAGAUAGAUUUUCUCCUGUCAAAACGACAUCGUCUUCACCAAACAGUAAGAGAGUUACGCUUGCACAAAGAUGGAGGCCAGCAGCUAGGAAGUUGACCCUGCAGUCUAAUAUCAAUGGCCACAAUUAUCGUGACUGAAAGAUUUAUUUUUUUCUUGUAUAUGUAUGUAUGUAGAUUUGUUUUACUGUUAGUGUCUAUCUUUAAAGCUCUGAUUUUUCCUUCAAGGACAAACAGAACUCUGUUCCUUCGUCCAGCUAAAAACAAAAUUUAAC
Messenger RNA from Impatiens glandulifera, 1792 nucleotides. RefSeq names its product CRC domain-containing protein TSO1-like. Bases 234 to 1658 code for a protein of 474 amino acids. Gene Ontology annotation, molecular function: DNA-binding transcription factor activity. The record is from RefSeq and is a predicted model, not a curated record. The transcript has 9 exons. NCBI's taxonomy places the organism in Eukaryota, Viridiplantae, Streptophyta, Magnoliopsida, Ericales, Balsaminaceae.